CCAAGUAGAGCGAACCACCCGCGAAAUACCCGCGGGGGUGUCCGUAGGCCACCCCGGCGGGCGAUACCAUCGGCCUCGCACAACCGAGGGGUGUCACGGCCUCGUUCAAGGCAAUCGACCAGUGGCGGCGCAUAGCGGCUGCGGCCAGCACCGUCGCCCGCUCGAGUUAGACGCGUCCGGUGCUUUCCCCCCCGGCGCCCCUCGAGAUGGGCUCGCCCGGAGCUGGUUCUGAGAACUGCGCGUCGCCACUUUCUCAGAAGGCGACGCAUUCGGGGAAGAGAGAGGACCGCCCAGCGCUUCCAGGAACCCAGUAUUCGGACUUCCCCCCCCCCCCAUCCCAGCUCCCUUGCCUUCUCGUUGCCGCUUUCCCGCCCCCUCGGCGGCCACUUGCAAUGGCGUUGCGACGCGGUUGCCCCGGCGACGGAGGAGAAGUCGGUUUCUGCGGCGACAGAGGAGGCUUCCUCGGCGACGGCGGGGACCCGAGCGGUUUUCGCAGCGACGUCAGCGGCGUCGUCAGCGGCGGCGUCGGCGUCGUCAGCGGCGGUGCGGGGCCAGAGAGCGUGCGGGAGUUCACGCAGCACGCGCGCGACGUGCUGCGCAACCUGCGGGAGCUGCGCGCGCGCUGCGCCCUCACCGACGUCACGCUGCGCGCCGGCGGGCGAGACUUCCCCGCUCACAGCGCCGUGCUCGCCGCGUGCAGCGGGUUCUUCUACAGCGUGCUCGCGGAGUCACGCGGCCCUGCCGGCUGCGGCGGCGGCGGCGGCGUGAGGGUGUUGCCCUUGCCCGGCGUGGACCCGUGCGGCCUCGAGGUGCUGCUGGACUUCAUGUACACGUCGCGCCUGCCGCUCUCCCUCGACUCCGUGCUCGGCGUCAUGGCCGCCGCGCGCUACCUGCACAUGGAGCACGUGGUGCGCACCUGCGAGGCCUUCCUCGACAGUCCCCAAGCUCUGCCGGAACGUCUCCGCAAUCUGGACCCCAACUUCCACGGCUCGUUCCCCCCGACGCUGCUGUGCGGCAUAAACCCGGGGCUCCCCCUGGGGGGCCCCCUCGCUCCCCCGCCGCUGUUCCUCCGGGGCCCCCCGUCCCCACCGCCCCAGCCGCAGCAGCCGCAGCAGCCGCAGCAGCCGCAGCAGCAGCAGCAGCAACAGCCGCAGCAGCAGCACCACCCCCUGGGCCCGCCCCCUCGCUUCACUUUCCCGGACCCCCCUCCUCCCGCCGCGCCCCGCCGCUGGGCCUCCGCCCCGGCCCCUGCCGCCGCCGCAGACCCCGCGAGCCCCUCCGGGGGAGGCCCCGCGGCCGAGGCGCCCUCGGAGGGGGCGGGGCCCCCCGGCGCCCCCUCGGCCCGCCGGGAGUCGGAGCCGAGCAGCCCUCCUGACAGCCACCGGGAGGUGGCCCCCCCCGGCAGCGGCCAGGUCAAGUCCUGCAACUGGAAGAAGCGACGGUUCCUCGUGCAGACGACGUCCAGCUCGUCCACCUCGUCCUCCCCGCCGUCCUCCCCCUCCUCCUCCUCCUCGUCGCCCACUUCGGACAGCGGUGCGGGCGGCGGGGACGCCUGCCCCCCCACCCCCCCCGCGACCGUUGCCGCAGUGGCGGUGGCGCCCUCCACUCCGCCCACCCGGCUCUCGCCGGCGCCGGAGGCCAAGGUGAUGACCACGCUGUCUCCCGUGACGCCGCGCGGGAGGGACGGGAGGGACGGGAGGGACGACGGGGCCCCCCCGGCUCUGUUCCCCUGGGACUUGGGCUCCAUCGUCGCCAGCGCCGCGGCCCAGCCACCGCCUCGCCCCUCCUCCUCUGCCCCCGCCUCCUCCUCUUCGCCGACGCCGCCACGCGCCACCUGCGUGGCCGCGUUCGACAUGAUGAAGCUGGAGGGGGGGUCGGAGGCCAGGGGGCCGGCGGGCGAGUGGGGGCCACCGCCGCCGCCGUCGUCGGCGGCGCUCACGCACUUCAAACAGCUGGUGGACAGGCUCAAGGAGGAAUCGGGGGGCUUCAAGCGGCCCGAACUCGGCCUCCCCGUGGCCCACGGCGCCGACAGCCCCCCGCCACGCGGUGACGGCCACGCCGCCUCUCCCGGCAUCGCUGGCUCACCGGGACUGGCCGGGUCGCCCGGCCUGAUGAGCUCGCCAAGCCACGACGGACCGCACGACCCCACGUGCGUGCGCGCGUGCGGCGCGUGCGGCCUGGGCUUUCCCGAAGAGGGCGCCCUGCGGCGCCACAUCGCUCGCAUCCACGCCGACGACAAGCCCUACAAGUGCGACACCUGCCACGCCGCCUUCCGCUACAAGGGCAACCUCUCCAGCCACCGCACCGUGCACUCCGCAGGAGAGAAGCCCUACCGCUGCACGGUGUGCGGGGCGCAGUUCAACCGGCCGGCCAACCUCAAGACGCACACGCGCAUCCACUCGGGGGAGAAGCCCUACAAGUGUGACACCUGCGGGGCCUGCUUCGUCCAGGUUGCUCACCUGCGGGCCCACGUGCUCAUCCACACGGGGGAGAAGCCGUACCCGUGCGAGACGUGCGGGACGCGCUUCCGCCACCUGCAGACGCUCAAGAGUCACAUCCGCAUCCACACGGGAGAGAAGCCCUAUCACUGCGAGUCGUGCGACCUGCACUUCCGCCACAAGAGCCAGCUGCGCCUGCACCUGCGCCAGAAGCACGGUGCCAUCACAAACACCAAGGUCAAGUACCAGGUGCUGGACGCGCCCGAGGGCGGCGCGGGGCUCGCCGGCGAGGGGCUCGCCGGCGAGGGGCCCGCCGGCGCCGGCAUCGGCGCCACGGGCGGAGGGGGGGCGCCCCUGGCCGACGACGGGGGCGACGCGGGCCGCCCCGUGCCGGCGGCUCGCGGCCCCGAAGCGGGGCCCGCGGCGGGGGCCCCCCGCCAGAGCCCUGACACGGAGCCCCCGGCGGCACCCCUCGGGUUCCCGCGCAAGCGCAGCUCCAGCGGCGGCGGCGCCACCUCGUCGGACGACGACGAUUCCGGACUCUCGAUGAACGGGGACCCGGAGUCGCCCGUGGCCGGAGCCGGGAGGGCGCCGUGCGGCCUGCGCUGGGUUUAGCCGGGCCUACGCCGGGCCUACGCCGAGCCUACGCCGAGCCGCGCCUGGACGGGUUCGGCCCUCUUUCGCCCAGCCGGCUCGCCCAUCGGCCUUCGUCCGACGAGGACUUGGCGAGGCUUCGCUCACGGAUUCUUGCUGCUCCCCUCCCCUCUCCCUCCCGACCCCGAGCCCCCCCCCCCUACCACCGUUGGUACGAGUUGGACUCCCGGUGAAGGACACGUUUCAGUGUUGGGGGAGCCGGUGGCAGUGGAGCCGACGUUGGUGGUGGGGCUGGGAGGGGGGGGGCUACGUGCACCUUAAGAGCCCGCGGUGGGGUCCGGGUUCGGCUCCGGGCCCAGCCCUCCCGUGGUGGUGGUCGUUAUCUCGGUUUGUGUUUUUGGUCUUCGUGGAAUUAUCGGGAGACGGCCGCGGCGCGGCGCCGACCCUGCAGGAGAUGCCGCGCCUCUCCAGUUCCGACGACGUUCGACGACGACGUCGCCGCCGGCCGUCUCGAUACAGACGACGACGCCGCAACAUCAGCAGAGUCUACGCCGACCGACCGCGACGCUCGCGGCGUUGAACGUCAACAACGGCGGUAACGGCAGCGUCAAGAGCUGCGUCGACCUUGGGUCGAAUUAUUCGCCUGAACUUUGGUGUCAUCAGCAGUAGCAGCCGCCGCAGCAACACGAUGCAAUGAUCGGUGACAAAUCGGUCCUCAUCACGGCAAACCCUGCCGAUGCUCCGUGUGGUGGUGGUUCCAGUCGCAUUGCCGACCGGAUACGAGAACACACGGGUACACGCGCAGGUGUUCACACACGCAUACAGGCACACGCAGCAUUACGCACACACACGUAGACCGAGAUACACAGGAACACACACAAGUUGGUGCAGACAUACACAGGUACACACGGAAACACAAACGUCCGCGUAAAAGUGCCAAUGCCGCUGGCACGUGGUUGGAUGCCGUUGGCCCGGUGUUGGGGCCGACAUUCCACACUUGCUUGGGGGGUAGGCCAAGUUACGCAGGCACAGCGCGCGGGAACACGCGUGUUGGCCGGGACACAUCACAUGCACAGGUGUACGCUCUCAGAUGUGCACCCAAAGACGUGCGGAGUCAAAAGCGCAGACAGAUGCACGGCUACACACAGGUGGGCAGACAAGAUCACGCACAGGUAGGCACGGGUACAGACACUCGCACGCCGCCCGCACGUGCAGGUGGACGCGGGCAGUGGACAGGUGGGAACGGGUGGAGACCACCUGUCCACCGCCAGCGUCGUCCUGCCUGUGUAGCUACGCAGUAGCAGCGUUCAAAGUUUCUGCUUUUGAGCGGCAGCAGUCAAAUCCGCACGGGGAUCCAGAUUCUCACCCUAACUCAUCCCGACUCUACACACAGCCUCGACUUUACCCCUGGCUCUAGACUCUACCCAUGACUGUACCCCUGGCUUUCGACUCUACACAUUGCCUCAACUCUACCCCUGGCUCUAUACUCUACCCAUGACUCUUCCCCUGGCUUUCGACUCUACACAUUGCCUCAACUCUACCCCUCGCUCUCAACUCUACACACAGCCUCGACUCUACCCCUGGUUCUAGACUCUGCUCAUGACUCUACUGAUGACGCUAGACACUAACCCUGAGCCUAGACAAGGUCCGUAAGAGAAGGCCGAUCUGUAUUAACACCUUUGAUACCAGCCUCUCAGCAUUUCCCUUUUCUGCUUUUACCAAAAUUCCUAAUCUCUCCCAGUAAUUAAGCCAACAACAAAACUAAUUCAAAUGGUAAUCAUUGUUAUUUCAUAAUAAUUCCGACAACAAAGAGACGGCUUAAAAGCUACAAGAACCACAGACGCGACAAUUAAUCGAAGCAGCAUAAACAUGUAAAAUGGCGGCCGUGUCGCGUGGCCCCUGCGUUGCCUAGCAACAAGGGGCGGCUAUUGUAUUUAAGUGAGGUAAAUGUUAUAAAUGUUGUCGUUAUAAGAUACCUUAUUCUAUUACACAGAUA
Molecule: messenger RNA, 5028 nt
Organism: Lethenteron reissneri (Far Eastern brook lamprey)
Lineage: Eukaryota; Metazoa; Chordata; Hyperoartia; Petromyzontiformes; Petromyzontidae
Product: B-cell lymphoma 6 protein homolog
Biological process (GO): regulation of transcription by RNA polymerase II
Cellular component (GO): nucleus
Molecular function (GO): protein binding; DNA-binding transcription factor activity, RNA polymerase II-specific
Source: RefSeq, a predicted model, not a curated record